CAGUCAAGUACUCAUUGCCAAGUAUACAAUAUGGAGCUUAUUCUCAUUUAAAAAAGUGCGAAUGUGUCGAAACCUUUAUAUUUUGCAGCUUGUUUAUACAAUCUAAUAUUGUCUGACUGAAAGACACAACGAUGUUUGAGAAUCUGGAGUACUCUAUAUGCCAAAUUAUAUGCUACGAGUUGCGCCAUUCUGACUCUAUUAGCUUAUUGAUUGGUAGUUUAAAAAGACUAUUUGGCAACUGAGCAUUUAUAAUUGGGAGAUGUAUAGAUUAUUUCAUAUUCAGGUAUUUUUAAUAGUUAUGAAUGCAUAUCGAACUUUAUAGUGUAACUCACUUUCUUAUCGCCACUGUACGAAUUGACAUUUGUAUUUGUGAUAAGAUGUUAUGACGGUUUCGUUUAAAGUAUUUAAGAAAGUAAUACGUGGCACACUAGCUACGAGAACGCUGGUCUGGCAACAGAUCAAACAUGAUUCUGAUUUUACGCAUUUGCCUCGCCACAGCUAGUUUUAGCUGCGUCUACUGUUUGACUUGCCUUCAUUGUACGGACAUAGAAAGUCCUCGCCACUGCAAACACGUGAUGGAAUGCCCAUCAGGAGAGGUAUGCCAUAUGCACAUGACCACCACCAAAUAUGGCGAAGUGCUUUAUGACCUUGGUUGCACAGAGACAUCGACGUGUUAUAAUCGUUCCCAUGGCAACCAGUUAUGUGACGACUGCUGCAGUACUGACCUGUGCAACGCAGCCGGAUGUGGACAUACCGGCUUUCCAUCAGGUCGAGGUCCUAUAUGCUACAGCUGUUCCGCUCAGACCACCGAAGGGUCAUGUCACACCAUUGACUUUUGUGCCACCAACGAAAUGUGCAUGAUAAAUGAAGAGCGCGAGUUUGGUGACAGGGUGUACACAUCUAGAUGUGCUGUUAACGCGCAUUGCGAAAACCAAAACACAGAGACUGCGGCCAUUAUUGGCAGGUCGGUAUCGCAACACAGCAGAUCUGUAACGGAAACGAUGUGCCACCAAUGUUGUCAUAGAGAUCUUUGCAACGCGCAUUGUGUUCCUAUUACGAAAGCGGACUAUUGCGCAUCCACUCCAUGCGUGAAUGGAAGAUGUGACAACAGCAUGACGGGUUAUACGUGUGUCUGCGACCAAUUGUACACGGGACAGAACUGCUCUGAAGUGGAUUAUUGCGCAUCGACUCCAUGCGUGCAUGGAAGAUGUGUCAACGGCAUUACGGGUUAUACGUGUGUCUGCGACCCAUUGUACAAUGGACAAAUCUGCUCCGAUGUUGACUACUGCUCAACCACUCCAUGUGUGCAUGGAAAAUGUGUCAACGGCAAGACGGGUUAUACUUGUGUCUGCGACCAAUUGUACACGGGACAAAACUGCUCCGAAGUGGACUAUUGCGCAUCCACUCCAUGCUUGCAUGGAAGAUGUAUUAACGGCUCGACGGGUUAUAAAUGCGUCUGUGAGCUAUCGUACACUGGAAAAAACUGCUCCGAAGUGGAAUAUUGCGCAUCCAAUCCAUGCGACCAUGGAAGAUGUGUCAAAGGCAUGACGGGUUAUAGAUGUGUCUGCGAUCCAUUGUACAUGGGAAAAUGCUCCGAACGUUUAAAGAAAGAUUGCCGGGAUCUAAGAAGCAUCACCAACGUCAGUGGAGUAUACAAGAUACAACCAGAAGGGAGCAUGCAGACAAUUGAUGUAUACUGCGAUAUGACAGCGGAUGGCGGUGGAUGGACGGUUUAAAGUACAUACAUAACAUGACAUUCUACUCACGAUCUGAACUGCGGAUCGAGUUGAUGAAUUCACGACUUAGAACGGGGUAUGGAAUGUAUUCUAAUUUCUGGGUGUCGGCAUCACCGAAUUACACGCUAAAUGUGGACCGCGGACACGGAAACAUCAGUUUAGAAGAUACAUUUGGUAUGGAUUUUUACGCUGGGUAUAGAUUUUUAACAUAUGACAAUGGUGACAUUAACAACGCGUCCCUUAUCGGGCAUGGAGGAUGGUGGUAUCGUGGAUGUUCUUAUUGUGGAACAGUGAAUUUGAAUGGCCAAUACAUUACGCCCGGAACAAGGAAUUACCCCUACGAACAUGCUGCAGUCUUUUAUUAUAGUUUUGACCUCUAUUUUUCCUUGAAAGAGACGAAAAUGAUGUUCAGGAGAAUUUAACAAGUAUCUAAUGCUGACCAAUAUGAGGAAUACAAUAUUAUGUUUCCGAACCUUCUGCUGCUGUCCAUUGAAUUGUCAAGUACGUUUUGUGCGAAAUAAGCAUUAGCUGGCAAUAUUUCAUAACAUGUGUAUAUAUAUUUACGCUCAAACAAUAAUAAUAUUAUAAUUAAAAUUUUAUAUAAAAAAACGUUCACAUUUUGUUGGACGACACAUUUUCUUAACAUUUAUGUACACAAAUUUAUCAGCUCAUCGUGCUAAUUCAAUAACAGUUUAAUAAAGAGUAAAUUAUCUUGUUCCAAAUUUAUUUGUCAUGAAAUAAAGUACCUCUCAAAGAUUCCAUUCACAUGUGUUGAACAGCACUACAUAGUUGUAAGAGAUAAUACAUGUAUACUUAAGGUUCAUGUAAAGUCCCAAAAUGACCCCAUAUAGAUGAAAUUUUAAAACAUAAAAAUGAUCAGUUAUACCCAAAAUAAGUUAAUGAAAUUUACAUAUGGUUGCAAUAAUCACAUUUUUAUUCCAUAUUUGUACACAAUUAAAAAAAAAACACUCACAAAUGGUAGUAAUAAUGUAAUUAUUAUCAAAAAUAUUGCAAGGUAUGGCAAAUUCUCAAUUUUAUUAAAAAAACACAAAUGCACCAAAUAAAAACACCAACAGUAUAUGCAAGUUAUAUGUAAGGUACUCCGAGCAUUGAAUUGCGUCAAUACAGCCCCACAAAGACACUAUGCGUAUUUCAAAAUGAACAUGUCAAUGCCAUGAGUCGCUAUUUAUAGAUUUUGGAAAAAUACUAACUUUCUGCGCGCAUAGCAUGCGAUCAAUAAGAGUUAUGAUCUUAUAAAAUAAAAUUAAUGAAAAUAUAUCAUUUUCAUAAUAUCUCCAUAACAAUGACACUUACUUGAAACGCACUAUUUGAAAAGAAUCUUGAUAUAAUUGACUCUCCUCCCGGUUUAAUUUCAUCGGUCGUCCAUCUUGGUCAGAAAUGUGUAUUGAUUCGUAUUUGCGAAUUUGUUAAAUAUUGCUUAUAUUAAAUAUUUACUUUAUAACAUAACUUGAAAUUACCUCAUAAACAAAUUAUACAAAUUUUAGAACAAACGGAUCGUGAGUAAUUUAUCAAUGAUCGAUUUUGAAACGAAAUAUUUUUCGAAUAUACUUCCGGCAAAUAAUGGCUUCCUGAACAAGUAAACAUGACAAGACAAUAAAAAAGCACUUUUUCAUCGAUGACAAGGUUUUUAUAGAAAUGUAAGUGUUCAGUUGGUUUAAUAUGUGCGUGUGCCCAACAUUUGUAUAAUUCAUUUUUCCGAUCCCACCAAUAUUAUGCCUAGAUCGUUAAUUGAAAUAUUGUUAUGUCGACUUCCUUGAAACCGGAUGUUUUAUGCCCCACAUGUUUAACUAACGUGUAUGGAGUCCGAGAUCUGACAUAAACAUGUUGUAAUUUGUUUUAAGGUAGCCAAUUAGUCGUCUUUCCGAGUCCUAUAUAUUUCAAAUGAACAAUCAAAGUGUUUUCCCUUUUGGUAAUAUAGUUUAUUUUUUGUAAUUGUGUCAUUUUGUGACUAUAAUGAGUACUGUAUUGCGAGUAGAUAAGUAAUUUUGAAAAUGAAGGUUCACUGGUAAGUCCACCAUACUUAAAGUAGUUCCCAAUUAUUGUGUUAACUUUUGACAUUUGUUUUAUGUUUUUCUUUUCCUUAUUUUAGGAUUGUUGGUGUGUGUUGUGUGGACUUUUCAUUUGUAGUACCUAACAUUAAGUGUAUACAAUAUUUUGACCAAAGGAAUUUGUUCAAUUUAACUCCGUUUGUUAUUUUGAUAAUUUCAUGCAUGCGCUGUAUAUUUCUUCAAAAGCAACAUUUUGCAUCAUAUUUUUUUUUAUUAGCAUUUUCUUAUAUGUUCUACAAGUGUUAACGAGGCUAUUGACUUAUAAAUUGAAUUUAUUGCCAUAAUAUUUAUUGAAGUAUUUCUAUGUGAAGAAUACGUCUUUUUACACUUUACAUGAACCUUAAUAUAUUGAUCUAUAAUAUUUAUACAUUUUAAUGUUUUGUUUAAAUUAUUUUUCAACACAUACACAUAUGCAUAGCUGUAUAAAAAUGUGGUAUUUCAAUCCCACCCAAAACUAAAUUGUUUAUGAAGACAUCAAGGAUUUCUUACUAAAGCGGACUUUUUAAGUGAAUCGUUUUUUCCGGAAUUAUAUCACCUUGAGUUAAGAAUUGCGAAUACAAACGGCAGAUUACUAGUAAUCUACACGCUAAAUAAGCGUACACAAUAGCCUCCCUUAGUUAUAUAAAUUAAUAGUUAUUUUGUUAACGGUUAUGUUUUCGUUAAAUUUCUUUGAAACCUUUUUUCUCUGAACAAUAUAAAAUUUGAAUACAUAUGCCAUAGCUGAGUAAAGGGCAUAAUAUAUUGCAUGUUCCUUAUCUCCGAGAGUGUGUAUUAAGUCGUCUUCAAUAACUGGGUUCAUCUUGCUCAAACAUGCACCAUGGGAUGAACUUAAUUUAUACGUAGAUUGUCUUGAAGUGAGGCAUAUUGGCUUCGAAGUGUUUUGUCAGAAGUAUGUCGCUUUGUUUAGAUUUUUCACCAUAGAAUAUGUUGUCCAUUUGUUUACUCAUCUUUAACUACUGGUUGGAUUGCGCUUAAACUUUCCCUUUUUUUUAAUUGCGUAUAUGUUUAAUGAUCAUUUUGAAAAGGGAUUAAGUCUAACAUGAGUUUUUUCCUAUUAUGGCUAUUUGUCUGUUGUUUUUUUCCAUUAAAAAAAUAUAUAUUCCCAAAUA
Molecule: messenger RNA, 4914 nt
Organism: Dreissena polymorpha
Lineage: Eukaryota; Metazoa; Mollusca; Bivalvia; Myida; Dreissenidae
Product: neurogenic locus notch homolog protein 3-like
Exons: 16
Coding region: 465-1736 (423 amino acids)
Biological process (GO): heterophilic cell-cell adhesion; establishment or maintenance of epithelial cell apical/basal polarity
Cellular component (GO): plasma membrane; protein-containing complex
Molecular function (GO): calcium ion binding
Source: RefSeq, a predicted model, not a curated record